Molecule: messenger RNA, 1209 nt
Organism: Pelobates cultripes (western spadefoot toad)
Lineage: Eukaryota; Metazoa; Chordata; Amphibia; Anura; Pelobatidae
Source: the annotation of a GenBank genome assembly
AUGACAAAACGAAAGUAUGAUUCCAUAAUUGAAGAUGUAAAGCGAAUAAAACUUUCCAAGAAGAAAGAAUCAUCUCGAUAUUAUCGACUUAUUCCAAGGUAAUGAUGUGUUGACUGUACAAGGCUGUGUAAAACUCAUUGCGCCAUUGUCAGAUGCGCGAGAAAGUGUGAAAAAGUUUGUCCAUGCCGAAGAAUUGUUUGACAUAUUGUAUUCUACUCAUUUGUCAGUUGGCCACAGUGGAAGACACAGAAUGAUCAAGCAAUUAAAUACACUUUAUAAAAACAUAACCCAAGCCCAAAUAAAAAUGUUUUUAGAUUUAUGCGAACCUUAUCAACAAAAACAAAAAAGUGCGAAAAAAGGGAUUGUUGUAAAGCUGAUUAUUUCAUUGCAUUUCAGUAGCAGAUGUCAGGUGGAUCUCAUCGAUUACCAAUCUCAACCAGAUGGAAAGUUUAAGUUUCUUCUCGUAUACCAAGACCACUUAACAAAAUUUGUUGUAUUGAAGCCGCUCACAUCAAAACGGAGGAUGAAGUAGCCUAUAACUUGAUUGAUAUUUUUCUCCUUUUUGGCGCUCCAAGUAUUUUGCAUUCUGAUAACGGACGCAAAUUUUGUAAUAAAAUCUUAGAAAGUGUAGCACAGUUGUGGGCAGAAAUAAAAAUGGUUAAUGGCAAACCUAGACACAGCCAAAGUCAAGGAAGUGUAGAACGAGCAAAUCAAGACAUUGAAAACAUGCUCACUACUUGGAUGGCUGAUAACCAAACUAACAAGUGGAGUGAGGGUGUACGAUUUGUACAAUUCAUGAAGAAUCGUGCCUUUCAUUCUGCAAUUAAAAGAAGUCCAUACGAAGCCAUAUUCGGUUGUCCCGCAAAAGUGGGAUUGUCUUCUUCUAUUAUACCACAAAGUAUAUUACAUUCAAUAAAUACUGAAGAAGACCUAGAAAAAUUAGAAGAUUCACAAGAGACUGUGAUUAUGGGAUCACAGUCAAAUCUUACUCAAGAGGACAUUCCGUUAUCCCUUGCUUCUACAGAAUCACCUAUAGAAAGACAAGAAUUUAUCGAUAGUAAUCUUAAACUGCCUUCUACACCGUUGAUUGAGGAUACAGUUAUGAAGAAUAUUCAGUUACCAUGCACCUCCAAGGAAUCACCUCUGCAUGUUGAAGAAGUCAUCACUGAGUUACCCUCAUUGUUUGAUUAUUUCUAUUGUAGUUUUUAA